This is a messenger RNA of Ipomoea triloba (trilobed morning glory), 599 nucleotides long. RefSeq lists its product as uncharacterized. Bases 42 to 377 code for a protein of 111 amino acids. The transcript has 3 exons. NCBI's taxonomy places the organism in Eukaryota, Viridiplantae, Streptophyta, Magnoliopsida, Solanales, Convolvulaceae. The record is from RefSeq and is a predicted model, not a curated record.
CUUACAUUUCUCUCCCUCGUCGUCACCAGAGCGCUGCCACAAUGGUUAAGAAGUUGGCACAGGUUUAUGUAAUAUGCAGACUACUCUUCUUCAUAUCUCUACUCCUUAUUUUCCCCAUUAUAGCUGUUCAAGUUACGCCGGACGACAAAAUGGGCACUCCGCUCCAUCCAUCGCAUGGAGGUCCAUCGGCUGACCUCGGCCAAACCCCGCCAAAGGGUAAUCAGCCGGCUCGUCAAAGUAGAGAUCAUCUCUCUUACGAAGCUCUGAAUCCCCAAUUCGCGUGCAAUGAAACAAGAUCCGGAUCCUGCGGCAAAAACCUAAACCCGCCGGCAAAGCAAAGUUGCAAUCAUCGGAGCAGAACAUGUUUGCGACCUUAAUAAUGGACGGCAAGCUAAGCUUAAUGAAGAAUCAAAUUUUACGCAGUGAAAGGAUGGAUGGAUGGAUAAGAUAUUCAUCACUUAUUUGUUACGCAUGUGUAAUACAAUUAUUGUAGUAGAAUUUUCUAAAGUUGUAGCUAGUAAGGAAUGUGCAAUUUUACAUUUUAUAUUUAUGUAUCAAUUAAUACCACGUUUUGAUGAUAUAUACUGAACUCAACCUCC